Saccostrea cuccullata (small rock oyster) is the source of this 1433-nucleotide messenger RNA. Its product is annotated as GTP-binding protein GEM-like. Gene Ontology annotation, molecular function: GTP binding; calcium channel regulator activity; GTPase activity. The record is from RefSeq and is a predicted model, not a curated record. The coding region runs from base 241 to 1308 and encodes 355 amino acids. Gene Ontology annotation, cellular component: plasma membrane. Lineage: Eukaryota; Metazoa; Mollusca; Bivalvia; Ostreida; Ostreidae. The transcript is spliced from 4 exons.
UGGGCAAAUAUUUUUCCAUGCUUUAUACUUUAAUUUAUCUGAUUUCUUAAUUUAAAUAACAGUGCAGUUGUGCUUUCAUGAAUGAGCUUUAUCAAAAAAGAAUGGCAUAUUAGCAUGGGCUUGAUGAUUUAUGUUUCUAACUUUUAAUAAAACACAAUUUUAGGAGAGUGUGUGGCAAUUAACUUUAGCGGCAUUUACGACAAGAUGGAACCAAUGUGUUUGUUUUGAUCUAAAAAAUCAAUGCCAAUGAACGGAUUAAGCAUCACCGACAACGACAGACAGAAAAAGAUUCCCAGUCCUGCCAUGGCGGAGAUCGCAAUGAGAGCCCUGCACGUGUCACCAAGACCGCGCGUGCGAUCUACGUCAAUGAAAAAACCCAAAGUAAGACCCCCCGAGGACUUCGAGCUCGAUGAUAUGCGUCCUAGAACCAGCAGUCUGCCCUCCAAAAAUAGCUACAAGAAACCCAACCUUUUAGCAAUCAAAUCAGCGGGGAUUUUAUACGAAGACAGUGAGCAUGAUUUGUACAGACUCAGAAGCUUUGAGAGAACGGCCAAAGGUUUGGUCAAUCGAGGAGACUCCUUAAUUUCUAGGAGUAAUAACAGUAUUUUUUCUUCGGAAAGUGAAUAUGGUGCUUUGUCCCAAACAUCGAGCUCGGCAUCACAGACAAGCCUCACGGAGCAUCACAAACCUUACCGGAUCCUCAUGAUGGGGUCACAGGGGGUGGGGAAAACGGCCUUAACACAACAGUUCAUGACCUCGGAAUAUCUCGGGGGUUUUGAUACGAGCAUUGAUGGCGAGGAGGAGAAGGUGGUGUCAGUAUUACUGAACGGCGAGGAGUCCGUCUUGUCCUUCAUAGACCCCGACACUGAAAACGUAAAGCCAAGAUGUGCUCCGAACUGUUCUUGCAUCGAUGCUUAUGUAGUUGUCUACUGUAUUGAUGAUCGAUCAUCGUUUGAUCGGGCCGUCGAUAUUCUUUACAACUUACGGAAGGAAGAGCACAGUGAUUCGGCGAUUAUCUUGGUGGCCAAUAAAUGUGAACUUGCCAGAUCAAGACUCAUCACCUCUGAAGAAGCCCAGGCUGUAGCUAAGACCUAUGAUUGCAAAUUCAUCGAGACAUCGACAGUGUUAAAUCACAACGUGGACGAACUUCUAGUGGGCAUCUUAAGUCAAGUCAGACUGAAAAUCAAACAGAAUGAAAGAUCUCACAGUAGACUUGAGGGAUGUGUCAACAAAAGUAAACAAAUUUUGAACAAAAUCUUUAAAAAAGAAGGAAACGCCAAAUCCUGUGAGAACCUUUACGUUCUAUAGAUCCUUAGAACCGCCCUUUAGGGAAGAUAAACGACUUUUCAAAUCUACGACGUAAAAUGGUAUAUCCUGCGUACAAAACCCGUAAUAAAGAAAUGUGGUUUCGAAGUACAUUAAGUAUGUAUAAA